AUGUUUCAACUAGAAUAUAGCCAGCUAGACAGGCCUCCCCAGCUAGACAGGCCUCCCCAGCCAGACAGGCCUCCCCAGCCAGACAGGCCUCCCCAGACAGACAGGCCUCCCCAGCUAGACAGGCCUCCCCAGCGAGACAGGCCUCCCCAGCCAGACAGGCCUCCCCAGCCAGACAGGCCUCCCCAGCCAGACUGGCCUCCCCAGCCAGACUGGCCUCCCCAGCCAGACAGGCCUCCCCAGCUAGACAGGCCUCCCCAGCUAGACAGGCCUCCCCAGCCAGACAGGCCUCCCCAGCUAGACAGGCCUCCCCAGCCAGACAGGCCUCCCCAGCUAGACAGGCCUCCCCAGCCAGACUGGCCUCCCCAGCCAGACAAGCCUCCCCAGCUAGACAGGCCUCCCCAGCUAGACAGGCCUCCCCAGCCAGACAGGCCUCCCCAGCCAGACUGGCCUCCCCAGCCGGACAAGCCUCCCAAGCCGGACAGGCCUCCCCAGCCGGACAGGCCUCCCCAGCCAGACAGGCCUCCCCAGCCGGACAGGCCUCCCCAGCAGGACAGGCCUCCCCAGCCGGACAGGCCUCCCCAGCCGGACAGGCCUCCCCAGCCAGACAGGCCUCCCCAGCUAGACAGGCCUCCCCAGCUAGACAGGCCUCCCCAGCUAGACAGGCCUCCCCAGCCAGACUGGCCUCCCCAGCCAGACAAGCCUCCCCAGCUAGACAGGCCUCCCCAGCCAGACAGGCCUCCCCAGCCAGACAAGCCUCCCCAGCCAGACAAGCCUCCCCAGCUAGACAGGCCUCCCCAGCCAGACAGGCCUCCCCAGCCAGACAGGCCUCCCCAGCCAGACAAGCCUCCCCAGCCAGACAGGCCUCCCCAGCCAGACAGGCCUCCCCAGCUAGACAGGCCUCCCCAGCUAGACAGGCCUCCCCAGCCAGACAGGCCUCCCCAGCUAGACAUACCCUAA
Messenger RNA from Oncorhynchus masou masou (cherry salmon), 957 nucleotides. RefSeq lists its product as uncharacterized. The record is from RefSeq and is a predicted model, not a curated record. The transcript has a single exon. The coding region runs from base 1 to 957 and encodes 318 amino acids. Lineage: Eukaryota; Metazoa; Chordata; Actinopteri; Salmoniformes; Salmonidae.